Radiomyces spectabilis is the source of this 453-nucleotide messenger RNA. RefSeq lists its product as uncharacterized. The transcript is spliced from 5 exons. The record is from RefSeq and is a predicted model, not a curated record. NCBI's taxonomy places the organism in Eukaryota, Fungi, Mucoromycota, Mucoromycetes, Mucorales, Radiomycetaceae. The coding region runs from base 1 to 453 and encodes 150 amino acids.
AUGUCUAGUCAGGCCAAGUUUCAAGCAUUUGCGAAUUAUGAUUUCGAUAACGAUGGUCGAUUUCAGUCGGGGGUAUCCGCCAUUGUAAAUCAGCAAGCCGAUAGUAAUCAAGGGGACGUACUGGAGAAGGCCAAGUGGUUCUAUUAUAACAAGUUUAUUGAAGCUUUUGAUUAUGAUGAAUAUCAAGCGUGGAAAGCGGGGACCCCAGGUGCUUCUGAUGGUGGUGAAGAAAAACAGGAACAAAGUCAAGACGAUGAACGACCACCGCGCCUCACAUUUCAAGAAAUUGUGCAGAUGAUCGAGACAGGCCAGGAGAUACCAGGAAUCAAGCAAAUUCCGGACACGCUGAAUGAAGGUACACCCAGUACCCCAAAGUUGAAAGCACGACCCAAGCCAUGGGAAACCAAGAGGGAACCAGCCAAUGUCACAUCAGCCAACGAUACAUCGAAAUAA